AUGCAGGUCCAAGCUCAGAAUGUGCGAAUUGGCAUGCCGGCUGGAGUGCCAGCUUCCCGUGCUCGCACUGCGCAGGUGCGAUCAUUGUCUCCAGCGCUGACUGCCCGAACAAGCGUCACGCUUGGACCGGUGCGGGUUAUGUCACCGCAUGCAUCACAUGUUCCGUUAUCCCCACAAGCACCAAUAAAGCCGAUUGCAGCGCCAAGAAUGAGCGUCCAGCAGCCAGUCACAUUAUUGCCACGCAGCGAAAUGAUGGCGUGGUUGUCUGCUGCCCGAAAUUUUGUUAUUAACACAGACUUCGAUGUGGGACCGUUGCUCGCGGACCGGAAGAGAAGCAUUACGGAGUUGAUGAACGUUAUGAAGGCAAACAGCGGUGGAAAGGGAACCAUACAGGCACUGGGAGACAAAAUUAUCUUGAGCAAGCUGUUGGAGAAUCUUGGUGUUCCGCAGAUGCCAGUGCUGCUCUCUACGUACACGAAAGUGAACAAGGCGGAGGUCGAAAAGCUUGUUGAAACCUGGACACAGAGCAGUGAUCCGGAUGCCUACGACGUCGUCGUCAAGCCGACUCAUCUUAGCAGCGCAACGGGUGCUGUGAUUAUGUCAAAGCCCAAGUGGGACAAGGAGCAGUGGACUGCUCCGAAGCUCAUUGAGCACAUGGAGACUUUCUUAGAGAAGAAGGCAGCCGACAGCGAGAGCGAGGCUCUCAAGUCGCUGGUUCCCGGUUUUGUUAUCCAGCCGCGAUACCGCUCGUCUGUCGGCUUCAAUUUUCCGCUCGAGCUGCGAGUUGUAACUAUCUGGGGCAAGGCUCGCGUGGGAAUUUGGUGGUGGGGCCGCGUCGCAGAUCCGAAAGGGAAGAGAACCACUUGGCUGGUGCGGGUGCCGAAAAUCUCUGGUCAACUUUCAGACGACGAUGGCUGGGAGGUGAUCCACGAGCACGGAGGUCAGAACCGUGGCUUCGAGGUGUCGCUGAAGCUCUUUCGCGAAGCGAUGCCGGCCAUGUCGGCUGCAGCUGAGAACAUUGCCACAGCUGUUGGCGCACCAUUCUUGCGAUCCGACUUCUUUGUCGGCAGCGAAGAGUGGGGAGUUCGCUUGAAUGAAGUUGCUUAUGGAAGUGGGGUGGACUACAAGCGUCGCCUCCCUGGUGGCACCUCAAAGCAAACUCGCGGUGGUACUUGGGUCGGUGGGCUGGUUGACGACGGCCCAGCCAUUGCGGAGAUCAUUCAGGAGGGCUUCAGGCUUUGCCAGCGUAGACCGCCUGCAGAGUUUCUGAAAGUGCUGGGAGCACGGACAGCGCUCUACGAGGCACCCACAAGAGGGAGAUCUCCGGACUCACGGCCAGCGGAGCCGCUCAUGAAGGUCGAGGCCGUUCCACAAGAGAAGCGCUCAAGACAACUUCCGGAUGAUGCAGUACGGGACCUCAUCGGUCUGUACAAGAGUCCGGGUAACAUGCUUUCACAAACAGGGCAAGUUCAGGCAUCAAGCUGCGAGACUCAGCCAGCACAAGACCUACCGAGUGCCGGGUAUGCCGGGCUCAGCGCUCGAGGUGGAGCUUACCCUCGAGUUGUGCAAUGCUUUUCUCCAGGCCUGUCGCAGGGUCCCCCGUCCUUCCAGCCGAGACCGAUUUGGAGACCAUCACUGCCCUCGGUGCCUUCAUUCGUGGCCGCGCCGGCGGUAGUGCCCGCGCCAGUGGUGACUCCGCCGCUGAUGAAGCAGACGCCAUACAAGACAGUCCUUGCACCGGCAAGCCCAAUUCCUCGACGCGAGGUGAGUGUGGCCACCUGGAGACCCAUGCAGGCGUGUUCAAUCACUGCCAGUGUCUCCCAUCACGGAAGAGGAGUCGUCAACCACCGGACGAGCUUCAGUCUCUGCGGAUCGAUGCGCGGCCUGCCACCAGAUGUCUCUCGCUGGGUUGCCGUAGAUGGCUUGGCAACUCCGCUGUAG
Messenger RNA from Symbiodinium sp. CCMP2456, 1941 nucleotides. The record is from the annotation of a GenBank genome assembly. NCBI's taxonomy places the organism in Eukaryota, Dinophyceae, Suessiales, Symbiodiniaceae.